Messenger RNA from Drosophila pseudoobscura, 327 nucleotides. RefSeq names its product inaF-A (gene inaF-A). Lineage: Eukaryota; Metazoa; Arthropoda; Insecta; Diptera; Drosophilidae. The record is from RefSeq and is a predicted model, not a curated record. The coding region runs from base 31 to 306 and encodes 91 amino acids. The transcript has a single exon.
GCUUUUUCACUUCUCAGUUCGAUAGGAACGAUGGCCGGGAAAGCCUCGAACCCAAAGGAGAAGGAGACCUCCGCACCAGAGGACGAUGUGUGCCUGCCCAAGGAAGAGCCGCCACCCGCCUUCCUAGAGUCAAAGACCUUCCGCCUGAUCUCCAUCGUCCUCUAUUUGGGCGGCAUCAGCGGUCUGGGCAUGGUCUUGGCCCUCUACUACCUAAUCUUCUUUGACUCCAGUAUGCCGGACAUCCAUCUGAAGUUCCCAGUCUCCAUUGGCGGCCAUCCAGUGCAGAAAGUGCACGAGUACCAAUGAACUACUAGUACUACCCUAGAG